AUGUUACGACAAGUUGUUCUUGGUCAAAAUCCGCCAAAUUUAAUAGCACUGUUGAUAAUUACAUUUGAAAUGAACGUUUUUGAGGGCCUCAUAUGUUUGACCAUUGAUGAUAUAGUCCAUUUUCUGGAUAUUGGACACAUUAGACUGAUUGAUACUGAAUCCGAUAUCAAUCUACAAUUCAUUUUGUUGCUCAAUAUUGGAUGCAUAAUACUGUCAAGUAGCUGA
This is a messenger RNA of Gongylonema pulchrum, 225 nucleotides long. The record is from the annotation of a GenBank genome assembly. Lineage: Eukaryota; Metazoa; Nematoda; Chromadorea; Rhabditida; Gongylonematidae.